This is a messenger RNA of Suillus paluster, 1785 nucleotides long. RefSeq lists its product as uncharacterized. NCBI's taxonomy places the organism in Eukaryota, Fungi, Basidiomycota, Agaricomycetes, Boletales, Suillaceae. The transcript has 11 exons. Bases 1 to 1785 code for a protein of 594 amino acids. The record is from RefSeq and is a predicted model, not a curated record.
AUGGAUUACCCUAUGAGUGUCAAUGUCACUAACACACGGUGCCCACCCAUUGGGCCGGAAGACGCACAAACAUCUCAUGACUCAAAAUUGUUUGAUGAUGACAAUGGUUGUGAGAGCGCUACUGCCAACCUUUGGCCAGUGGAGCAUGACUUUCAGCUAGUGCAGUAUGACCUUUGGCCAGUGGAGCAUGUCUUUCAGCUAGUGAGGUAUGACUUUUGGCCAGUGCAGUUUGACUUGACAAGAGGGUCAGAAAUGAACCGGCAUCUGAAAAACAACACUUUCAUGAAGUUGACUAUUCACAAGAACUUUGUACAACUGUAUAUAAACAAGAAGAACAGAUUAACAAAAUCAUGGAGGAAGGACAGAUGGUGCACCAGCAAGUUGAAGAAUGCCUCCGGGAACAAGAACAUCAUGCAGAAGUGGUGCGCCAGCAAGCUGAGAAAUACAUUCAGGAACAACACCGUCUUGCAGAAGUGUUAUUGGCAAGUGCGCCAGCAAGCUGAAGAACACAUUCAGGAACAAUACCUUCUUGCAGAAGACGAACACAAGUGUCAUGCACGUGACAUUGGCAAGCAGGCUCAGCAAUUGGAAGCAGCUUUGAGAGAGUGGGAGAAGCAACUGAAGUAUGCUGAAAAUGAACUUGAAGUAAUUCACAAACAACAUCACCAGCAGUGCCAGGAAGCAGAAUUAACCGAAAGAAGACAAAAAGAGUUAGAAGAACAUGAGAAAUCCAUUGGCGCCGAGGUAGAACAAAGGCUGCAACUAGAAGUAGAAAACCUGAAGGCAGAAAAACAGGCUGAGCUCACUAACAUGGAGCAACAGUUUGCGAGAUGCGGUAGGCAACAGGAUGCAGCUAUGGAUAUGGACACAGACACCACCCCCAGGAGCGCUCAGCAGCAGGCCAAAACGCCUCAGAAACCACAGUCCAACACUCCAUCCCUCGAUGCAAUCAAAAGGAUUAAGAAGGCACAUGGAACAAUGCGCAGGACAUGUCUGGUAUCUGUGGCAGAUGACAAUGACCCUAUAGAAAUGUGUCCAGAACAAUCACACAUGGUCAAGCCAGAGCCACUGCAAUCAGGCGAUGCUUCUAUGUCUGCAAUGGAGAAUGCAGUCUCCAGAGGUGUAGAGGCAGCACUCAAACACAUCCUCAUCGACAAGGAUCUCCUGAGAGUCAUGAAGCGGAGUCCUCAAAGGAAAGAUGCCGAUUGUUUGGGCCACAAGACAGCCACUCGUGAUGUCGUGAACUCAUAUGAGUAUGAAAAUGGUCCAGGCCCUGACCACCAGGAACUUGCCUUUGAUCUCGCAAAUGGAUCUAAAACUCCCUGGAAUGUGAGAAUUCUCAAUAUGCUCCUUGAAGAUUUGGAGAGGAGUAAGAAAGAUGAUUGGCUAGUCCAAAAGCUGAAAAAGGAUGAAGUUGAAGAGGAUCUCCCAACUUGGCAGUGGCUUCAAAAGCUAAUCAAAAUGGUGGGAGACAAUGGGAUGAGCUCAGAAGAAAGUGACAUGGAGAACAAUGUGAAAACGGUACUCUGGGUCAAGAAUAUGCCAUGGCAUUGUGGGGUGGAGAAAGAACUGAAUAUUAUCAACCAUCAGAGAGUAUUGGAGGUUGAGAUUUUCUUGCCCCAGGGCUCAAAGCCAAUGAAAAGGAUAUGUGUGCCCAGUAAUCUGGAGACUUCAUGGAGCCCGAUGACAGGAUUACCCAAGGGCCAAUAUGAUGGUGAAUGGAUUUCUGAUCUCACUGAGCGGGAAGUUCAGAGGUUGGAAAUGUCGAAUGAGACAUUUAGAUAG